Saccharomyces mikatae IFO 1815 is the source of this 1086-nucleotide messenger RNA. RefSeq lists its product as uncharacterized. Gene Ontology annotation, molecular function: zinc ion binding; glutaminyl-peptide cyclotransferase activity. The coding region runs from base 1 to 1086 and encodes 361 amino acids. NCBI's taxonomy places the organism in Eukaryota, Fungi, Ascomycota, Saccharomycetes, Saccharomycetales, Saccharomycetaceae. The transcript has a single exon. The record is from RefSeq and is a predicted model, not a curated record.
AUGAAAUACGGUUUGCCUUUAGGAAUAAUAGGUCUAGCAUACUCAGUAGUGCUGUUUGGCGCACAGAAGACAUUUGGGUGGGAGUUGUCUUAUGAGGAGUACCAUGCAGCACAUUUGACAGAAGCUAUCAACUUGGACGAAGACUCGGACAAGAAUCCUAAAAAUCUGCUGUUGCCGUUUAACAGAACGCGCAUUCCCGGAUCGGAAGGUUCGCGCGAGACCCAGCAGUUCAUCAUCGAGCAUUUUAACAAGACACUGGCGGGGCAGUGGGCCGUUGAGACACAACCUUUCAAGGAGAACGGUUAUUACUUCAACAACCUCAUUAUGACGUUGCAAAACAAUGCGACCGAGCACCUGGUGCUUGCCGCACACUAUGAUACCAAGAUAGCACCCACUGGAAUGGUGGGUGCUAUCGACAGCGCGGCCUCGUGCGCCGCGCUGCUAUAUACAGCCCAAUUUCUAACGCACAUCGCGUCUCACGAGCGUACCCUCGAGUUUGACAAGCUGGCGUCAGUUCCAGUAGUAACGGGUUCUACUUUAGGCGUGAAAAUUGUGUUUUUUGACGGAGAGGAAGCCAUUGAAGAGUGGGGGCCCGAGGAUUCAAUAUAUGGGGCACGGCAUUUAGCCGCUCAGUGGCUUGCUGACGGUACGAUGACACGGAUUCGUAUGCUAUUACUUAUGGACCUACUGGGAAGUGGUGAAGAGGAACCAAUGGUACCCAGUUACUAUUCAGAAACACAUCAAGAGUAUCAGCUGCUCAAUCGAAUAGAAGACGAUUUGUUGUUUCGCCGCGGUGAUGGAUCUAUUGCCGAAUCACAGUUAGCCGCCCAAGUCGCGCGUCAACGAAAACGCCUCGACCCGACGGACUACCGGUUUCUGGGGCUCGGACAUUCUGUCGUCGGAGACGACCAUACGCCUUUCCUUGCUGCUGGAGUACCUGUACUGCACGCAAUUCCGCUACCAUUCCCCAGCACAUGGCAUACCGUGGAGGACGACUUCCGGCACUUGGACGCUACGGAGACUCGUCACUGGGCGCUGCUGGUGUGCGAAUUUGUAGUACAGUCGCUGCGCUCUCGUACAGAGUGA